CCAUUACCAACGUGCCGUACGCCUCUGUGGCGAUUCAGAAUUUUAGCUGGCGUUGCUGUGUGCGCAUUUCGUCUGCUGUGGUGAGAAUAACUAGGUGAUACGGGAUGAAGCCGCGGGAGAAGUUUCUCGGCUGCACUGUUGAGAGGAGUCGUUCAGAUGGACCUGGUGCUGGAGCGUCAACAGUCAGGAUCUAUUCCAUGGACUUAGGCGACAAGUUCCGUCUGGUGCUGGCGACGACUCUGAGGGAAGACGGUUACCCUGACGACGGUGAAUACAACCCGGUCGACGAUACUCCGAGCCGCGCCGACAGCUUCGAGUACGUCAUGUACGGCAAGAUCUACCGCAUAGAGGGCGACGAAGGAGCGUCCGGCGACACGUCCAGACU
Molecule: messenger RNA, 385 nt
Organism: Priapulus caudatus
Lineage: Eukaryota; Metazoa; Priapulida; Priapulimorpha; Priapulimorphida; Priapulidae
Product: DNA-directed RNA polymerases I, II, and III subunit RPABC3-like
Biological process (GO): DNA-templated transcription
Cellular component (GO): RNA polymerase I complex; RNA polymerase III complex; RNA polymerase II, core complex
Molecular function (GO): DNA-directed RNA polymerase activity
Source: RefSeq, a predicted model, not a curated record